AUGCACUUCAACAGCACCGGAAGUGGCAUGUUCCGCGAGAUCGACACCCUCGCGCUCACGAGACAGUUACAAAAGAACGAUAUUUUUACCGAAAAGCAAGCCGAAGAAGCCGUGCGGAUGUUCGUCUCGUGUUUAAAAUCCGCAGACUUUGUCACGCACGCGGAAUUGCAAGUGGAAGCGCAACGCAAUCGACACAAGUUCGAACGGUACCAGAUGAUCUCGGACGCGAGGAUCGAACGCGCGAACGUGAAAUCGGAAACCGUGGAGAAGGAUUUAAAGCAAGAGGCGGAGAAAAUCAGGUCCGAGUUGCGGUACAACUUCGAGAAGAUGAAUCAAACGUCCAGGUUGGACUUGAAUUUAGAGAAGGGAAGGAUGCAAGAUAACUUGACCUUGAUCGAUAACAAACUGUUAAGCACGGAGUUGCGGUUAGAUAGGGAAAUUCAAUCCAUGCGAACACAUCUAGAAAUAAAAGUGAACGAUAUCAUUCGGUACGGGUUAGGGACGUUAGUGUCGGUUGGAGCGUUAGGAUUGGGGUUUCUGAGGUUUCUCACGUGA
Messenger RNA from Bathycoccus prasinos, 555 nucleotides. RefSeq lists its product with no specific name. The transcript has a single exon. The record is from RefSeq and is a predicted model, not a curated record. Bases 1 to 555 code for a protein of 184 amino acids. Gene Ontology annotation, cellular component: mitochondrion. NCBI's taxonomy places the organism in Eukaryota, Viridiplantae, Chlorophyta, Mamiellophyceae, Mamiellales, Bathycoccaceae.